Messenger RNA from Dermochelys coriacea (leatherback sea turtle), 4798 nucleotides. It is a transcript of the gene RNGTT, whose product is annotated as RNA guanylyltransferase and 5'-phosphatase. The transcript has 16 exons. Gene Ontology annotation, biological process: 7-methylguanosine mRNA capping; protein dephosphorylation. The record is from RefSeq and is a predicted model, not a curated record. The coding region runs from base 254 to 2062 and encodes 602 amino acids. Lineage: Eukaryota; Metazoa; Chordata; Testudines; Dermochelyidae. Gene Ontology annotation, molecular function: mRNA guanylyltransferase activity; ATP binding; mRNA 5'-triphosphate monophosphatase activity.
AGCCGGGCGGCGCUGACGCUAAACGCCGUCGCCCAAGCAACGCCCCGCCGCGGCUCGGCCCUGGCCGAGCAGCUCCGGAAGCGGAAGUGGCGUAUGUGCCGCGGUGCAUUGUGGGGAGCGGCGGUUGCUGUGGAGGUGGAUCUGAAUGAAGCUGCCGCGGGGAAGGGGCUGCUGGAGCCGCUGAGUGGGGAGGAGCCGCGUCCGCAGCCCCCCGGCCCGGGUGUCAGCGCGAGCUCCGUCGGGCAGCGCCGCCAUGUCCUACAACAAGAUCCCGCCGCGCUGGCUGCGCUGCCCCAGGAGGGGGCAGCCGGUGGCAGGGAAGUUUUUGCCUUUGAAGACAAUGUUAGGACCAAGAUACGAUGAACAGGUUGCUGAAGAGAAUCGCUUCCAUCCCAGUAUGCUGUCCAACUAUUUAAAGAGUCUGAAGGUUAAAAUGGGUUUACUGGUGGACUUGACGAACACCACUAGAUUCUAUGAUAGGAAUGAUAUAGAAAAAGAGGGGAUCAAAUACAUUAAACUUCAGUGUAAAGGGCAUGGUGAGUGCCCUACACUUGAGAACACAGAAGCAUUUAUCCGCCUAUGUGAACAUUUUAGUGAAAAGAAUCCUUCAGAGCUUAUAGGUGUUCAUUGUACACAUGGGUUCAAUCGAACUGGUUUUCUUAUCUGUGCCUUUUUGGUCGAGAAGUUGGAUUGGAGUAUUGAAGCAGCAGUGGCUACUUUUGCCCAAGCCAGACCACCAGGUAUCUAUAAAGGGGACUAUUUGAAAGAACUAUUCCGUCGUUACGGAGAUGUAGAUGAUGCACCACCACCACCUGAGCUACCUGAAUGGUGCUUUGAUGAAGACGAUGAGGAGGAGGAGGAGGAGGAGGAUGUUAAAACAGGAGGUCAAGAAUCAGAACCUGGGUCUUCAAGUUCCUCUUUUGGCAAAAGGAGAAAAGAACACCUAAAACUGGGUGCUAUUUUCUUGGAAGGAGUGACAGUUAAACGUGUAACCCAAGUGACAACUCAACCAAAGUUAAGAGAAAUACAGCAAAAAUGUCAGCAAUUCUGUGGAUGGGAAGGGUCUGGAUUCCCUGGAGCACAGCCUAUUUCUAUGGACAAACAAAAUAUUAAACUUUUAGAGCAGAAGCCAUACAAAGUAAGCUGGAAAGCAGAUGGCACUCGGUAUAUGAUGAUGAUUGAUGGCAAGAAUGAAGUUUAUAUGAUUGACAGAGAUAACUCAGUGUUUCAUGUAUCUAACCUGGAGUUUCCAUUUCGUAAAGAUCUUCGCACACAUUUAACAAAUACUCUGUUGGAUGGGGAAAUGAUCAUUGACAAAGUAAAUGGACAAGUUGUUCCUCGGUACUUGAUAUAUGACAUUAUUAAAUUCAAUGGACAGCCAGUUGGAGAAUGUGAUUUUAACAUUCGACUAGCAUGUAUAGAAAAAGAGAUUAUAUUUCCACGGCAUGAAAAGAUGAAGAAUGGUCUUAUUGACAAAGCACAGGAACCAUUCAGUGUUCGAAACAAACCAUUUUUUGACAUCCACGCUGCAAGAAAGCUUCUUGAAGGAAGUUUUGCCAGAGAAGUCAGUCAUGAAGUAGAUGGACUGAUUUUUCAGCCUACAGGCAAAUACAAGCCUGGUCGAUGUGAUGAUAUUUUGAAAUGGAAGCCACCCAGUCUGAAUUCUGUUGAUUUUCGUCUAAAGAUAACAAGAAUUGGUGGAGAAGGAUUACUGACCCAGAAUGUUGGUCUUCUUUAUGUUGGAAGUUUUGACAGACCUUUUGCACAAAUUAAGGUGACAAGAGAACUGAAACAGUAUGACAAUAAAAUUAUAGAGUGCAAAUUUGAGAACAACAGCUGGGUCUUCAUGAGGCAGAGAAUAGACAAAAGCUUUCCAAAUGCUUACAACACUGCCCUAGCUGUAUGUAACAGCAUCCAAAAUCCAGUCACAAAGGAAAUGUUGUUUGAGUUCAUUGAUAGGUGUACAGCAGCUUCUCAAGGACAGAUGCAAAAACAUCACCUGGAUCCUGAUGCUGAACUCAUGCCCCCACCUCCUCCCAAAAGACCACGCACCAUAACCUAAGGCCACAGUCCGAAUGAAUAGCAUGUUGUUUACAAAUCUGCAGAAGGUGGAAUGAAAAUGUGUGUGGAUUAAAAAACAUUUGCAAAAAAGUCAUUCUAUGCAUCCUGUAAAUAUCUAGAUGCAUUUUUUUCAAAUGCCACAUCAUGAACCGACAUUCUUUUUGUAACUGGCAAAUUCAACCUUACUUUGUGGGAUUUGAAGAUUGAAAUAUCCAAAGGUUUAGACAAGAACAGUAUAGAAUCAGUGGAAAGCUGCCUUGUUUAUACAUGGAUAUCUUUCACCUUUAAUUUAUAAUGUUAGCAAUCUGGAACUGUGAAAAAACAUUGAAACACUGUACUUUUUAGAAUCUGUGUUUCAAAUAUAGUGGUGUUUCUUUUUCUUUCUUAUUAUUUAAUUAGUUCAAAUUUGUCACCCUUGGUAUAAUUUAUCUUAGUGUUCCUACAUUUCUGAGACUCAUGUUCAAGAACAAGCAGCAAUGUUGUUUGUGCACUGUUUUGGUUUAAAAAAACCUUAUUAGGUUUACUAAUUUUAAAAUUAGCUGGGUUUUUGUUAAAAUAUUAAAGAACUGAAUCUUUAUUGUUGUAAAUAGCAUCCUUUCUCAAGGAAAUGUGCUGGGUGGUCGUGGGGGUUUUGGUUUUGUUUUCAUUUCAUUAUUUGAAGUCACACACCUAAUGUCUGGUGGGUCAAUUUUAGCUCUGCAUUUUAAGUUUAUCUGUAGAUAAGGAACACACAUGAAAUCCUUAGUAUUAAGGUCUCUGUUUUGAGACAGUUUCUAAUGCAGGGUUUAGUUCUCCACAGUGAAGCCAUUAUAAAUAAUAUGUAAAGGUACACCUCACUGUGAUAUGCAAGAGUAAUACCCAGUACUAAUGAUGUUGUCUUAGAUCCAGGUGCAAAAUGGCAAAAGAAAUGCCAGACAACAUCUUUGAUGAGGAGGUAAUGCCAAUGGAAUAGAGCCCUGUCACAGGAAAAGGGCCUCCUGUUUUUAGAUAGAAGCAGGGAAAAGGCAAGAUAUUUAUUGGUGGAAAUUAACAUCCUGAAUACCAAGACGUUAAUUUUCAAAGCAGCAAUCAGUUGUCCUGUGACAGUAUUCUAAUCCGCUGACUUUAUUUCUGUUAUACCCAGUGAUGAAACAAAUAUCCUAAUGGCUCUUGCUGCAGUACAAUUGGAAGUUGUUCACUCAAUUAAGAUGGAAAAGCUGCAUUCUAACAGACACAUGGAGGCAUUGCUCAGUGUUUGAACUAACUGGAAACAAAAGUAAUUAUAAAAAUGCAGUUUUAAAGUUUUCUACACAGUUAAUAAACUGGUGUUUGGCUAUACCGUUAUUGAUAAGUAUAAGUAUAAAUAUGGGUGAUCCAUUCAUUCAACAGUCUGGUUAACUAACAUAAUUUCAUUUGAUAUAAUAAAUGAUCCAAAAUUGUUUAUAUUUAAAUGAGUUUUAAUGUUUGUAAAUAAAGUUAACUCAUGCAGUAUUUUUUUCUAUAUGGAAACUUUAGGGCUAUGCUUUGUGGGGGGCUCCUCCAAUUGUUUCAAUGUGUAUAAAUAUACACUGUAUCAUUCACAUGGUAAUCCUAAUGUGUCUUUCCUGGGAUACUACAUAGAUGUGUUAGGGCACUGAAGAGGUUUAAAAAGUUGCUUUUUUUACUGCAGUAAAACUUGAGGAAAAAGCGUGUUCAUCAAAGCUCAUGUUUCAACCAUACAUACUUUCCAGUUAUUAUCUUUAUAACAAAUAUAUCACCUAUGCAAGGUUGAAAAAUUAUCUCCCCAAAACAACCUUAUAAUUUCAUGUGAAAACCUAUGCAACCUCAAUUCAUCCUUCAUGGAAACACACAGUACAUUUAUUUUCCACGUAGUCUUUGUUGUAUUUUUCCCCAGACUUACAGCCGUACCAUUGAGUUAAGUCAUGACAUAUAUUUUAUCAACAAUCUCUAGUGCUGUUUAAAUAUCUAUGGUAAUUGCAACCUUUAACUGAGAAUGAGAUGUGUGAAAAGAGCAUUUUGUUUUAAAUAUUUAUCCAGAUUAUUUCCUCUCUUCCCCUUCCCACCCUCCACCUCUUUAUUUCAACAGAAUUUUAAAGUUUAUAAUUUGUCAUUUUCUUUAGUGCAUUGUAGCCUGCCCUCGACGUGCAUUCCACCCAGUUCAUGAAUGCAGUGUUCCCCUUUGCAUAUUUUGACACUACUGUUUUUUCCACUCAGUUUUUAAAAUUGAAAAAUAUUGAAGGAAUUGUAAAGACAUUCAGAGAUGUUCUGAUGGUUUGGGAGAUCUCUGCUCAGAUUUGACUUGAAGUUCUUCCUGCACUGCAGUUCUGUAGCCUUUGAAAGAGGCUGAUCAUCUUAGGUUUUCUGGACAAAGUUGGGUUUAAAAAAAAAAGGUACUGGGAAGGGAAGAAUAGAGUGAAGAAGCAGAUGAAAACAAUUGAAUUCCAUUUGGACCAGCUGUUUGUUUGUUUGUUUGUUUGUUUGUUUGUUUGUGUUUGUAGUAUGAGACCCUGCUCUCUGCUACUGGAUAUUCUGAGAUAGGAGUCAAGGGGGAAAGGAAAAGCCUGUGCCAAAAAAUCUGAGAAAAACUCAACUGUCUGCUCUUAGGAUAUAGAGUAUAAACCCAUCCUCUAAGUUGUUAUUUGUUAAAUAGUACAUGUACAGUUACGUUCUGUUUUCAGUGGAGUUCUCUGAAAAUGUCAGUACGUUCCUCUGCAAACUCUGUAUUAAGUAUUUUAAUAAAGUCAAUGGUUUAAAAGAA